AUGGAAAGUAAUGCGGUGCUGCUGGAAUCCAAGUCCUCCCCCAUCAACUUGCUGAAUGAAAUGCAUCAGCUGCGUCUCCUGGGCCACCUCUGCGACGUGACGGUCAGUGUGGAGUACCAAGGUGUCAGGGCAGAGUUUGUGGCCCACAAGGCUGUCUUGGCAGCCACCAGCAAGUUUUUCAAGGAGAUGUUCCUCAACGACAGCGAAAUGGACAGCCCCAGGACCAUCGUGUUCCUGAACGAGGUCCAGGUUGCUGAUUUUGCUUCGUUUCUGGAGUUUGUCUACACUGCUAAGGUAGAGGUGGAAGAAGACAGAGUACAGCGUAUGCUAGAAAUAGCUGACAAGCUGAAGUGCUUAGACCUCUCAGAAGCCUGCUUUCAGUUGAAGAAACAGAUGCUUGAGUCAGUGCUGUUGGAGCUGCAGAACUUCUCUGAAUCACAGAACUCUGAGGAAGAGAGUUCUACCCAGCCAAGUACUCCACUGGAAUCCAAAGCAGCUGCUGUGCCAGAAGCUGACCAGGCAGAUUGUCCUUUGGCUCCUCCAGAUUCCCCAGCAGGCAGGCCCAGCAGCGAGAUGUCUCCUGAGAUCCCAGCUGCCAAACCAAAAGAGAAAACGGACAGAAAGAAGGAAAUGGCAAAGCCUCCUUACACCCAAAUCAGAAGGGCGAGUGGGAGGCUGGCUGGGAGGAAAGUGUUUGUGGAGAUCCCCAAGAAGAAAUACAUGAGGCGGCUGAGGGAGCAGCAGAAGGAUGGAGAGGUUGCUGUGGAAGAAAAAAAGUGCCCUCAAGAGCAAGAGGUGUGCGAUGUGGAGGGGGAGGAGGAGGAGGAUGAGGAGGAGCAGGCAGAGAACAGCAUCAAACCCCAGAGCGAAGAACACAGCUUCGAGUCGGGAGAGCACCUGCCGAAAUCCGAGGAGGAGAAGAGGCGGGACAGCAACUUCAAGUGCAGCACGUGUGAGAAGGAGUUCCUCUACGAGAAGAGCUUCCUCAAGCACAUCAAGCACAGCCACGGCAUCGCCGCCGAAAUCGUCCACCGCUGCGACACCUGCGGCCAGACCUUUGCCAACCGCUGCAACCUCAAAAGCCACCAGCAGCACGUCCACAGCAGCGAGCGCCACUUCCCGUGCGAGUUCUGCAGGAAGAAGUUCAAGAGGAAGAAGGACGUCAAGAGGCACAUUCUCCAGGUUCAUGAGGGUGGUGGGGAACGUCAUCACUGCCUGCAGUGUGGAAAGGGGUUGAGCUCCAAAACUGCCUUGAGGCUCCAUGAGAGGACGCACACAGGGGACAAGCCUUAUGGGUGCACAGAGUGUGAGGCUAAGUUUUCUCAGCCUUCUGCACUUAAGACACACAUGAGAAUCCACACUGGUGAAAAACCUUUUGUCUGUGAUGAGUGUGGUGCCAGGUUCACUCAGAAUCACAUGCUCGUGUAUCACAAACGCUGUCACACAGGGGAAAGACCUUUUAUGUGUGAAACCUGUGGGAAGAGCUUUGCUUCUAAGGAGUAUCUGAAACACCACAACAGAAUCCACACUGGAUCCAAACCCUUCAAAUGUGAAGUUUGCUUCAGAACAUUUGCACAGAGGAACUCCCUUUACCAGCACAUAAAAGUCCACACAGGGGAGCGUCCGUACUGCUGUGACCAGUGCGGGAAGCAGUUCACCCAGCUGAACGCGCUGCAGCGGCACCACCGCAUCCACACCGGCGAGAAGCCCUUCAUGUGCAACGCCUGCGGCAGGACCUUCACCGACAAGUCCACCCUGCGGCGCCACACCUCGAUACACGACAAAAACACACCCUGGAAGUCCUUCCUGGUCAUUGUCAAAGGAGCAUCUAAGAAUGAUGAAGCUCACAAAACAGAACUUCCUGAUGAAGAGUAUGAUAUGUCACCUAAAAUCCCAGAGAAUGGCCACUACCAGGGCUUGGCUAUUGUCCCAGGGAGUGUCAUCACCCUGCAUGAAGACAGCUCUGCCACAGGAACAGACUGCAAGUCUGAUGGGACACCACGGCCACAGGAAGGCCUCAUGGCUACCACUCUAAGUGAGCUGACAGUGCUGCACACUCAGACUGACUCUGUUCAGCCACAGCUUCAUGCUCUGGUCAAUAUGGAAUGAUUUGGUUCUUUACAGACCCUUUGUAGAGCCCUAUGCCAACAUCCUGUGGUGGGAGCUAGGAGAAGGAAGAGGUCUAGAUGUGAUUUCUAGAACUCAUUUCCAGCAAGGAAUUUCCAGUAUUUCUUCCUUAUCAGUACAAGCUGGGAGCUGAUAGGAUUGAGAGCAGCCCUGCAGAAAAGGAGUCGGGGUGCUGGUGGAUGAGAAGCUGGACAUGAGCCAGCAAUGGGCACUUGCAGCCCAGA
Messenger RNA from Indicator indicator, 2351 nucleotides. It is a transcript of the gene GZF1, whose product is annotated as GDNF inducible zinc finger protein 1. Gene Ontology annotation, biological process: regulation of immune system process; negative regulation of transcription by RNA polymerase II; regulation of cytokine production. The coding region runs from base 1 to 2109 and encodes 702 amino acids. Gene Ontology annotation, molecular function: protein binding. Lineage: Eukaryota; Metazoa; Chordata; Aves; Piciformes; Indicatoridae. The transcript is spliced from 5 exons. The record is from RefSeq and is a predicted model, not a curated record.